Messenger RNA from Tremella mesenterica DSM 1558, 630 nucleotides. RefSeq lists its product as uncharacterized. The transcript has a single exon. NCBI's taxonomy places the organism in Eukaryota, Fungi, Basidiomycota, Tremellomycetes, Tremellales, Tremellaceae. Gene Ontology annotation, cellular component: GINS complex. Gene Ontology annotation, biological process: DNA strand elongation involved in mitotic DNA replication; DNA replication. Bases 1 to 630 code for a protein of 209 amino acids. The record is from RefSeq and is a predicted model, not a curated record.
AUGUACGGAGACCUCGCCCUUCAACUAGUCACCGCUUCUCACCGUUCUACCCUCUCUACCACCCCACAACUCCCUCUACCCAAAUACGCUCUACCACUCAUCCUCUCCAUAUGUCUAGAAACACGUCAACUAGGUACUUCCAUAACCUCCGCUGCUGAAUCUCACGGUCAAGUGUCACUUUCUCAAGAUCACGCCUUGGUCUGCGGUUUGACAGUGCAACAUCUCGCGGCACGUAGGAACAAACGAUGUCUCCUCGCUUACCUUCAUAAUCGAGUCACUGGAAUCAAAGAACGUUGGUGGGACGCAGGUGGAGGAUUGACGUAUCUGAAUUCAGAUAGUGAUGCGCCAGAUUUGAGGAGUGCACUUAGUCCUCAGGAGUUGGAUUUCUUAAGAGGAUAUAAUAAUCUGAUGCUGGAUUACAAAAUGGAUUUUCUGGAUGUGUUAGAUUUGACAGUGGGUAUAGAGAGACCACCGGGAGAGAUCAUGGUGGAUGUUAGAGUGGUGAGAGAUGCGGGGGAGGUGGUUUUGGAAGGAGGCGAAAGGAUUGAUUUUAGGAAAGGAGAGAGGUUUAGAUUGGCUAGAAGUGGGGUGGAGAGGUUGAUCGUGCAGGGUUUUCUAGAGGAAGUGUGA